AUGGACGAUCCGAUUUAUAUCGAAAAGUUGAAACCAUUCCAGGAGGGUGUUCCUGAUGGUGAUCCCGAAAACAAUAAGAAACGUUACCUGGUCAAAGAUCCAAAAAAACACUCUUUUGAUUUAGAAAAGACUAUUAAACGCUUUGAGCAUUUACUUAACUUGAGUGGAUUAUUCAGGCACUUUAUUGAGAGGAAAGCCGCGAAAGAUGAGAAGUUCAACAAGGUUUUACAGAUUCUUGACGAUCCGUCGUCGCGCAAAGGUUCCAAAUCGCGCUCGCAUCAAGACAAGAGAAGGCGAAAGACGGAGACAGAGGAAGACGCCGAGCUUAUGAAGGAUGAAGAGGAUGAGGGAAGUGAAGAUAUUGAGUUUCAGUUCAGGGAGUCCCCGCCUUUCGUGAACGGUAAAUUGAGGCCAUAUCAAGUGCAAGGUGUGAACUGGCUGGUGGCGCUUCAUAGAAAUCAUCUUGCGGGAAUCUUAGCAGAUGAGAUGGGACUUGGUAAAACGCUCCAAACCAUCUCUUUUUUAGGGUAUCUGCGUUACAUUGAGAAGCAGCGGGGCCCUUUCCUUGUCAUUGCUCCAAAAUCCACUUUAACCAAUUGGUCAAGAGAAUUCGAUCGUUGGACACCUGAGGUAAAGGCAUUCAUUUUACAAGGGACUAAGGAGGAAAGAGCUGAGUUGAUAUCAGAUAGAUUGCUACCUUGCGACUUUGAUGUUGUCAUCGCCUCCUAUGAAGUCAUUAUCAGGGAAAAGUCCUCCUUCAAAAAGAUUGACUGGGAGUAUAUCGUUAUUGAUGAAGCGCAUAGAAUCAAGAAUGAGGAGUCAAUGCUUUCACAAGUUUUGCGAGAGUUUUACUCUCGAAACCGGCUGUUGAUCACAGGUACGCCUCUUCAAAACAAUCUACAUGAAUUAUGGGCUUUGCUAAACUUUCUCUUGCCUGAUAUUUUUGCCGAUUCUGAGGCUUUUGAUGACUGGUUUUCAGCCGAGACAAGCGAAGAAGACAAGGAGGUGAUUGUCAAGCAACUUCACACUAUUCUACAGCCAUUUUUGCUUCGCAGAAUAAAGAAUGAUGUAGAAAAGUCACUAUUGCCAAAAAAAGAGUUGAACUUGUAUGUUGGUAUGUCUUCAAUGCAAAGAAAAUGGUAUCGUCAAAUAUUAGAAAAAGAUAUUGAUGCUGUCAAUGGCUCUAAUGGUGUGAAAGAGUCAAAGACCAGACUUCUCAACAUCGUUAUGCAACUCAGAAAGUGCUGCAACCAUCCCUAUUUAUUCGAUGGGGCUGAGCCGGGGCCACCUUAUACCACAGAUGAGCAUUUAGUCUACAAUUCAGCCAAACUCAAAGUAUUAGACACAUUGCUCCAAAAAGUCAAGGCAGAAGGCUCUCGAGUGUUGAUUUUCAGUCAAAUGUCCAGAGUGCUUGAUAUUCUUGAGGAUUAUUGCUACUUCCGAGAUUACGCAUAUUGUAGAAUAGAUGGUUCGACGGCACAUGAAGACAGAAUCGAAGCAAUUGACCAAUACAAUGCUCCAGACUCCAAGAAGUUUAUUUUUCUUUUGACCACGCGUGCUGGUGGUUUAGGAAUUAAUCUGACUACCGCAGAUGUCGUGGUAUUGUAUGACUCUGAUUGGAAUCCCCAAGCGGAUUUGCAAGCAAUGGAUCGAGCCCAUAGAAUUGGUCAAAAGAAACAGGUUAAAGUUUUCAGGAUGGUAACCGAUAAUUCGGUAGAGGAAAAGAUUCUAGAAAGGGCUACUCAGAAGCUGAGAUUGGAUCAACUUGUUAUUCAGCAGGGAAGAAAUACGGGCGGCGUGAAAGAGGCGAAGAAAAACGAUAAUAAGGAUGCUUUGUUGUCUAUGAUUCAACACGGUGCCGCCGAUGUUUUCAACCAUCCCAGUGGCACUCCAAGCACGACAGGAACACCUCAACCUGUAAAUGACAACGAAAAAGGUGAUGCUAUUGAUCUUGACACGCUUUUAACUAUGUCGGAGGACAAGACUAAAUCUUUGUAUCGAAAAUACAACGCUCUAGGGUUGGAUGAUUUGCAAAAGUUCAAUCAGGAUUCAGCUUACGAAUGGGAUGGACAAGACUUUAAAAAAAAAGUGAAUAAGGACGUCAUAAGUCCUACAUGGAUACACCCUACCAAGAGAGAGCGCAAGGAGAAUUAUAACAUUGAUGGGUAUUAUAAAGAUGUUUUGAAUCCUGGAAGAUCUACUACACCUGCUCAGCCCAAAAUGCCAAGACCACAGCCUUUCAACAGCCACCAGCUUUUGUCACCGGAGCUCAAGAUUUUUUACGAGAAGGAAAGAAUGUGGAAUGCAAAGAAGUCGAGCUAUGUUCCAACUAUGGAAGAUGUCAAGACGACUUAUGGUGAAGUUGACAAUGAAGAGGAAAAGAAAACCAAAUUGCAACUUCUCAUAUUAGCUGUCGCCAAUGCACAGCCACUGACAGAAGAAGAAGAGAAGAGAAAGGCCGCCCUUGAGGCAGAAGGUUUUACGAAUUGGAACAAGCUUGACUUUAGAAAGUUUAUUACUGCAUGCGGCAAAUACGGAAGAAACUCUAUCAAAGCGAUCGCUUCCGAGUUCAUUCCCUUAAAAACCGAGGAAGAAGUACGCCAAUAUGCAAAAGCGUUUUGGGCCAACAUUCAAAGAGUCGAGGACUACGAAAAGUAUUUGAAAAGUAUCGAAGCAGAGGAGGAAAGAUUGAGACGUGUGAAGUUGCAACAAGAAGCUCUGCGGAGAAAGAUAUCUCAGUGCAGCAAUCCUCUUUUCGAUCUAACGCUAAAGCAUCCUCCUUCCAACAGCAACAAGAGGGUGUUUUCCGAAGAAGAAGACCGUUUCCUACUUAUCAUGCUUUUCAAGUACGGAAUCGACAGAGGGAAUGUUUAUGAGCUAAUCCGCGACGAAAUCAGAGAAUCUCCGCUAUUUGAGAUGGACUUUUUCUUUCAAAGCAGGACGCCAAAUGAAUUGAACAGGAGAGCCAUAACGCUUUUGCAAUGCUUGGAAAAAGAGUUCAAUAGCGGUCUAAUUCUGGACAAUGAAAUGAAAGAGCGACUAGCCGAGGAAGACCGAACGGCUGAAAAAAUGAAAGCGGAUGAAGCUUAUGUCAAAGAGGACGAAGAAGUCAACGGAACGAAGCAAGAGGAUCACCUUCAAGGCGCUGAUGCCACUGAAGCUAAUAACGGCAAGAGAACCUGGGACGAAGAAGUGAGCCAACCAAAUGAUAUUGCUGUGACCGAAGUAAACGGUGCAGAAAUCAAGAAGUUGAAAACUGACGCUUAA
Molecule: messenger RNA, 3267 nt
Organism: Lachancea mirantina
Lineage: Eukaryota; Fungi; Ascomycota; Saccharomycetes; Saccharomycetales; Saccharomycetaceae
Source: the annotation of a GenBank genome assembly